This is a messenger RNA of Magnusiomyces paraingens, 765 nucleotides long. RefSeq lists its product as uncharacterized. The record is from RefSeq and is a predicted model, not a curated record. The transcript has 5 exons. Lineage: Eukaryota; Fungi; Ascomycota; Dipodascomycetes; Dipodascales; Dipodascaceae. Gene Ontology annotation, cellular component: proteasome core complex, alpha-subunit complex; proteasome core complex; nucleus. Gene Ontology annotation, biological process: ubiquitin-dependent protein catabolic process. The coding region runs from base 1 to 765 and encodes 254 amino acids.
AUGACUUCAAUUGGAACUGGCUACGAUUUGUCCAACAGUACUUUCAGUCCUGAUGGAAGAAACUUCCAGGUCGAAUAUGCCAUGAAGGCAGUCGAGAAUGCCGGCACCUCGAUCGGUAUCAAAUUCAAGGACGGUGUCGUUUUCGCCGUUGAAAAGAUUAUCAGUUCUAAGCUUCUAGUGCCCGGCUCCAACAAGCGACUCCAGACCAUUGACAAACACGUCGGUGUGGCAUACUCUGGAUUACUGCCUGAUGGUAGACACUUUGUCAAUAGAGGACGCGACGAUGCCCGAAGUUGGAGAGAUUUAUACAAGUCUCAGAUCCCCGUUUCUACCUUAGCAGAUCACAUGGGUGGCUACGCACAAGCCUACACUCUCUACAAUUCAGUCAGACCUUUUGGCGUCACUGUCAUUGUUGGCGGUGUCGAUAGCGAAGGACCACACCUUUACAUGAUUGAACCUAGCGGAACAUACUGGGGGUACCGCGGUGCUGCCACGGGCAAGGGUCGUCAAACAGCCACCUCUGAGCUGGAAAAGCUCGAUCUUGGAAACCUGACGGCGGAAGAGGCUGUCAAGGAGGCUGCAAAGAUUAUAUACUUGGCUCAUGAAGACUCUAAGGACAAGGACUUUGAGCUGGAAAUUAGCUGGGUCAGCACCUCUGCUACUGGCGGCGUCCACCAGUACGUUCCUGAGGCGCUGCUCGAGGAAGCAAAGCAGUAUGCCAUCAACGAGAUUGAGGGUGAUGACGGUGACGAGAUGGAGGAAUAG